AUGAAGGAUAGCAUCAUCAACCCGCCGGAGAAGGACCCGAAUUCGAUCAUGACUGUAGCUGACCAAGGUCAGGGAGGUCUCGAGGAAAAAACCCGAUCAAAUUCGACCACUCAGUUGUCGAUUGCUCUGACAAAGGACAAUCCUGCCAUCACGACUCCCAAGCACAUCAGCAAGCAAAACCCUUCAAAAACCGCCGAGGAUGGCGCAAUGAAAGGUCGCUCGCUCUUCCCAUCUGAAGUUGCCCAAGGUCAGGUUGGCCUCACGGCCAAAGCUCGAUCGAACACCAGUCCCUUGUUGAUCGAUCUCACCAAGGAUAAUCCUGAUCCCACGAUUACCAAGAGUCAACGCAAGCAACCCCCCCUUCCAAAACCGCCGAGGAUGGCGCAGUGCAAGGACGGCCGCUCGUUGCCUACAACAAGAACCUCAAGGUGUCCAAGUU
Messenger RNA from Cylindrotheca closterium, 439 nucleotides. NCBI's taxonomy places the organism in Eukaryota, Bacillariophyta, Bacillariophyceae, Bacillariales, Bacillariaceae. The record is from the annotation of a GenBank genome assembly.